AUGUCUCUUUCCAUACUCGCUGUUUCGAAAUUGCUUGUGCCUGCCGCUGUUGUGGGGUUAGGUAUCAUUAUAUACCUUCAAGAUCACCCAUUGUCGGCCGCAAGGACGGCCACAAUAACAUCAUACCAACACUUAUCACCCUUAUUUACCAGCAGUUCGCAAUCAUUUUCUUCGAUAAUAAAUCCAAGAAACCAUAUCAGUGUUACAGCUUCAUACAAAAUUCGAUUAUCUAAAGCCGACAUUCGAAAUAGGAUUGAUGAAGAAAUUUUAGCAACAUUUACCCGCGGAUUCUUCACAGGUUGGAUUUUUACCCCCGAACGGUAUCUCAUAGCAUCAUUGCGAUUCCUUGGUAUGCAGUUUAUACCUUGUGGAUAUUCAAAAAUCUCUUCAGGACCAAUAUUGGAAUUAGAGUCAUUAUCUGACAAAACACUACCCCCAAAAGGUUCUCUUCUGUUUGGCGGUAAUUUUAUGGUUCUGUUCACCAAGACCGGGGAUGAUAGACCCCGAGACUCUCCCAGUUGCGUUGAGAUUGGAUAUGGAGAUGACCGGAAAAAAAAUUCAGGAAUGCACAGGUUUGAACUCAAUCAUGAAAGAGAUGGAGCGAUGAUUUGGUAUUCCAGUGUGUCAUGCAAUCCAACCAUUAACAAGAGACCAUUUCCAGAUUGGGUCUUUACAUUUCAUAGAUGGUAUGCAAGAACUUUGUUUAGGGAUGGAAUUGCAGCAGUAUUGGCGACAGAAUGA
Botrytis porri is the source of this 741-nucleotide messenger RNA. RefSeq lists its product as uncharacterized. The record is from RefSeq and is a predicted model, not a curated record. The coding region runs from base 1 to 741 and encodes 246 amino acids. Lineage: Eukaryota; Fungi; Ascomycota; Leotiomycetes; Helotiales; Sclerotiniaceae. The transcript is spliced from 2 exons.